GUCUGCUGCACGUGCGCAGGUCCUGUCCUGUCACUUGUCCGCGCACGCGCGCAGUGCCCCCGUGCUUCAGCGAUGACGGUGAACGUGCGUGAGCGGCAGAGGGCUCCUGCACCUUUUGGGCUGAGGAGGGAGGAGGAACCGGCGCGGACCGAGCUCCGGCGCAGCGCGCAGACGCCACAGCGGACCUGAGCGCAUGCACGGAUCACCUGCGGGCUCCUUCAGAUCCCAGAGAGGUUCGAGUCCCCCCCUCUCCCUCCAGCAUCCCCCCCUCCAUCCCCCGGACUGUGGCCUCCUCCGUGUCCGCCGCGGCGGCGCAGCGCUGCCCGCUGCCUUUGCGCAGUCGCUCUCCGGAGCGCCAGCCUCCACCUCGGGCUCCGUCCCUCAUUCAGCUCCGGGCUGCUUUCGCUUUUGGCUCAGACUGGAUCGGUUCGGUUCGGCUCAUGGGGAUUUAGUCUCGUGAUAUGCUUUCUGGAUCUGGAGCCUCCGGGGAGGAAUGGGACUCUCUGCAUUUAUGGUCACAUGAAUGUCAGCGCUGCAGGCCAGAUGCUGGUGAUGGAGGAGCUUGUCAGUGAGAGCGACAGCAUGCCAAAGCGGAUAGCCCUGAUCUGCUUCCUGUCUCUGGUCAUGCUGAUGAGCGUCCUGGGAAACCUGCUGGUCAUGGUUGCAGUCUGCAAGGACAGACAACUCAGGAAAAUCAAGACCAACUAUUUCAUCGUGUCUCUGGCGUUCGCUGACCUGCUUGUGUCGGUCUUGGUGAUGCCGUUCGGCGCCAUCGAGCUGGUCCACCAGCACUGGAUCUACGGAGAGACCUUCUGCUUGGUGCGGACGUCGCUGGACGUCCUGCUGACCACUGCCUCCAUCCUUCACCUGUGCUGCAUCGCUCUGGACAGGUACUACGCUAUCUGCUGCCAGCCUCUGGUCUACCGGAACAAAAUGACGCCCAUGCGAGUGGCUUUAAUGAUGGGUGGCUGCUGGGUCAUUCCCACGUUCAUCUCCUUCCUGCCCAUCAUGCAGGGCUGGAACAGCAUCGGCAUCGACCACGUGAUCGAGGAGAGGCGCCACAGCGGGGGCAGCAACACCACCUCCUGUGUCUUCAUGGUCAACAAGCCAUACGCCCUCACCUGCUCCCUGGUGGCCUUCUACAUCCCCCUGGUGCUGAUGGUGCUGGCCUACCAGAGGAUCUACGUCACAGCUCGGGCCCACGCCCUGCAGAUCAGCAUGCUGCAGCGGGCGGGAGGAGCCGGGGCCCCUGGGACGUCGGGGGUGAGCGCCGACUCGGCAGACCAUCAACGCAACCACCGGAUGCGAACAGAGACAAAGGCGGCAAAGACUCUCUGCAUCAUCAUGGGAUGCUUCUGCCUCUGUUGGGCGCCAUUCUUCGUCACCAACGUGGUGGAUCCGUUUAUAGACUACAGGGUGCCGGACCAGCUGUGGACCGCCUGUCUCUGGCUGGGCUACAUCAACUCCAUGCUGAACCCCAUCCUCUACGCCUUCCUCAACAAGUCCUUCCGCCGUGCCUUCCUCAUCAUACUGUGCUGUGGGAGAAAGAGGUACCGCAGGCCCUCCAUCCUGGCGUCGGGCGCCGCCUGCGCAGCCACGCAGAUCAACGGCUCCACGCAUGUUCUCAACGGCUGCUCCUCCGCCUCCAAGCUGCUCCUCUGGUUCUGCAACACCAGACCAGUGCCCGUGUAGCUGCUGUUUUAGGGCCACCCCAGGUUCUGUCAAGUAUUCUGUCCUUCACAACGGGAACCACAAAGAGCAGGAGAAGAAGCCUCUGCACCCAAACACAGAGUCCUCCCACGAGUCCUGUUUGUGACCAACGGAGACUCCGCUGUCACCACUCCGACAACCGGGGCUCCCACAGCGCCGCCGCAGGCCGCAAGGAAACACGCCGCGGCCGUCACACAUCCAGAACUGGAAUCAGAACCAGAACCCAGAAGGUGGACUGACAGGAUCUCGAGGAGGACUGACACAUGGCUGCUGGUGUUGAUGCUCAGCCAGAACCUGAGGCAGGUCUGUUCAAGUGCAAAGGGGGGGCUGAAAAGCAGCGCCCCCCUGGAGCUGGUUCCCUGGUCUGCAGGGUUCCUGCAGAGACUGAGCUGGUCCAGUCCAAGUCAGUGGAGAGCCUGGAGCUGUGCUGGACUUCAGAUGGGACUCGUGACUGCGCUGGCAGACUAUUAUGUAGCCAAAGUGAUUUUCAUACCCAUUCAGUGGACCUAAUUCUGUUAAUGAUAUGAUGCUCCCUGUUGUUUUCCAGCAAAGAAAGAUGCAAAAUAGAUUUUUAAAAUUGUUUCUUGUAAACUGAGACGAAGUUCUUGAGGAGUGUCGAUGUCCGAACGGAGCGGAGGAGGCGUCUUUUUGUAAACAUCACAUUAAACAUCACACGUCUGCUUUGACUCAAA
Oryzias latipes (Japanese medaka) is the source of this 2402-nucleotide messenger RNA. It is a transcript of the gene htr4, whose product is annotated as 5-hydroxytryptamine receptor 4. Gene Ontology annotation, molecular function: G protein-coupled serotonin receptor activity. Lineage: Eukaryota; Metazoa; Chordata; Actinopteri; Beloniformes; Adrianichthyidae. Gene Ontology annotation, cellular component: plasma membrane. The record is from RefSeq and is a predicted model, not a curated record. Gene Ontology annotation, biological process: regulation of appetite; chemical synaptic transmission; positive regulation of MAPK cascade.